AAGCCUAAUCAUUUUUAUUUUUUUAUGUUUUUAACAAGAAAACAGCUAAAACGGGGGUGGCUUUCCUCUGUAAUGGUGCUCAAUUGCUCAUGCCAUGCAAUGGUAUGGUAAUGAGAGUUCCAAGCGCAUUUCUCUCUCCCUCCCUACAAUUCUUAUUCAAACUCUCUCUCUCUCUCUCUCUCUCUCUCUCUCUCUAUACAUAUCUCUCGGCCACAGUUUCUGUCGUUCUCGCUCUGGAUCAGAGGCUCGCUUAGAGAUGGCGGUCCCAGCUUCACUAGUUAUCCUUCCCAUUGGAAUCCUUUUCCUAUUCUCAGGCUUAAUUGUUAAUAUCUUUCAGGCAUUUUUUUUCGUUCUUGUUCGUCCCCUAUCAAAGAACAUGUAUAGGAGAAUUAAUAAAGUAAUUGCUGAAUUAUUAUGGUUGGAACUCAUUUGGCUCAUUGAUUGGUGGGCAGCUAUUGAGGUUGAGGUGCAUACAGAUGCAGAAACAUUUCGAUUAUUGGGUAAGGAACAUGCACUUGUCAUUAGCAACCACAGAAGUGACAUCGAUUGGCUGGUUGGAUGGGUCUUAGCUCAGCGUUCUGGUUGCCUUGGUAGCUCAUUAGCUAUCAUAAAAAAUGAAGCUAAAUUCUUGCCAAUCAUAGGUUGGUCAAUGUGGUUUUGUGAUUAUGUCUUCUUGGAGAGAAAUUGGGCAAAAGAUGAAAGCAUCUUGAAGUCAGGUUUUCAGAGGCUAGAGGAUUUUCCCAUGCCCUUUUGGUUGGCUCUCUUUGUUGAGGGAACUCGGUUUACCCAGCAAAAGUUAGCAGUGGCUCAACAUUAUGCUACUGCAAGAGGCUUGCCUGUUCCUAAGAAUGUACUAAUUCCGCGUACAAAGGGUUUUGUUUCAGCAGUUAGUCAUAUGCGUUCAUUUGUUCCAGCAAUUUAUGAUUGCACAGUAGCCAUUCCAACCAAUCAGUCUCCUCCUACAUUGUUGAGAAUGUUUGGGGGGAAACCUUCAGUGGUAAAAGUACAAAUUAGGAGACAUUUAAUGCAUGAAAUCCCAGAAACAGAAGAUGGUAUGGCACAAUGGUGUAGAGAUGUAUUUGUUACAAAGGAUGCUUUGCUGGAGAAGUAUUUCACUAAAGGAAAAUUCACUGAUCUUGAGCAUCAAAAGAUUAAUCGACCCAAAAAAUCUCUAAUAGUUGUCACUUGUUGGUCAUGUCUAGUAGUAUACGGCAUUGUGAAGCUCAUUCAAUGGUCUUCUCUACUGUCAUCAUGGCAAGGCAUUACAUAUUUUGGAGCUUUCUUGGUUCUUGUUACCUUCACUAUGCAAAUCCUCAUCCAAUCAUCUGAGUCAGAGCGAUCCACACCCGUUGGGUUACCCUCACAAGAUCCAAUGAGGCAAGCCUUUAUUCAGAACUAUGCAGAGAACCAGAUAUUUGACAACACUUCAUAGUGUGUCAAUGUUAAACUAGAAUUCAAUACUGAUAUCAAGUAUCAAAUUUUUACUUGUGGAGAUUGAUUGUGUCUAAUAAAUAGCAGUAGUCUUUAUGUAUUUAUUGUACAUUUGUGGGUAAAGCAUGUCCAAAUCAUACAAGACAUUCCAUCAAUAAUAAAGGGACACUACAACAAUAAUAGCAUAUAGGCAUGUUCACGAAUGGCACGAUCCAAAGUAGUGCCAACCACAGAGUUUAUUUUGGCUCGACACACUUAA
Cannabis sativa is the source of this 1690-nucleotide messenger RNA. Its product is annotated as 1-acyl-sn-glycerol-3-phosphate acyltransferase 3. Lineage: Eukaryota; Viridiplantae; Streptophyta; Magnoliopsida; Rosales; Cannabaceae. The transcript is spliced from 11 exons. Gene Ontology annotation, molecular function: 1-acylglycerol-3-phosphate O-acyltransferase activity. Bases 95 to 1432 code for a protein of 445 amino acids. Gene Ontology annotation, cellular component: endomembrane system. The record is from RefSeq and is a predicted model, not a curated record.